GAUGAAGUGGAGAAGAAAAGAAUUAGGGAUCGAGAUGGAGUCGGACGAAGAGGAGCAGAGGGUCCCACUAAGAAACCGAGCGGAGCUCUCGGACGUGAUCCCGGUGGAACAAGACGACGGGCCGAACCCGGUGGUGGCCAUAUGGUACAAGGAAGAAUUCCGAGAGACGAUGGACUACUUCCGAGCCCUUUACAAAGCCGAUGAGCGAUCCCCACGCGCUCUUGAGCUGACCUCCAUGGCCAUCGAGUUCAACCCCGGCAACUAUACUGUAUGGCACUUCCGGCGCUCGGUGCUUGAAGCCCUCCGUCAUGAUCUGCACGCUGAACUUGCUCUUACCGAACGUAUCGCUCAAACCAACUCCAAAAAUUAUCAGUUAUGGCACCAUAGGCGGUGGGUAGCCGAAAAAUUGGGAACUAGUGCUACAACCGAGGAACUUAGGUUCACCCAGAGGAUACUCUCCAUGGAUUCUAAGCAUUACCAUGCUUGGUCUCAUAGGCAGUGGGUUCUUCAAGCACUUGGUGGCUGGGAACAGGAACUUGACUAUUGUCACCACCUCCUUCAAGAGGACAUUUUUAACAAUUCUGCUUGGAAUCAGAGAUAUUUUGUCAUUACAAGAUCUCCAUUCCUGGGGGGCCUGAAAGCUAUGAGAGAGUCUGAAGUGUGUUAUACUCUUAAUGCCAUCGUUACCUGCCCCGAGAAUGAAAGCUCAUGGAGGUACCUUCGAGGGCUUUACAAAGAUGACAAUUCCUCUUGGGUAAACAAUCCUCAAAUUUCUUCUGUAUGCCUUGAGAUUAUAAAUGCCAAAGCCAACUUUGUCUUUGCUUUGAGCACACUUUUGGAUCUCAUCUCUCAUGGUUUCCAACCAAGCCAAGAGUUCAAAGAUGCUGUGGAUGCUUUACGAAUUUCAGACUCCCAACCAAGAGAUUCUGAUGUGGCAAAAGCUGCUUGUUCUGUCUUGGAAUCUGUUGAUUCAUUACGAGCUAACUAUUGGAAGUGGUAUAACAGCAAGCAUUUCCAAAAUGCUUAAAAUUAUUAUAGCGCGUGGGUCAUCUGAACUUUUGCUUCAUAGAGUUGUGCUCGCAAAGCUGGAGUUUGGGUUUUUUGAUGACAAAGCUGGAGUCGAGUUGCCAUCAUAUCAUGUGAAGAAACUUUUAAAUUGUCACUCAAUCAACAUUUGAACUUUUAAGCUUUGAAGAGCUGGAUUGCGGAACAUUGUUGUAUGGAUAUUAAAAUCUUAACCGUUUCCAAAUGAUGUUAAUGUUUUGACAACAAUUUUUCGUAGAAUUGAUGUUUAUGUUUUGCUUGCUUUCUUGGUGUUAGAAAAGGAGUGCUGAUUUUGAAGAAUAUAGGUUCUAUUGGUAUCAUGGAAGUCAUUUAAGCAGCUGGAGACUGCUCUUUGUACUUAAUUCCCUCAUUACUUAGUUCAUCUGGCCAAACCCUC
This is a messenger RNA of Fragaria vesca subsp. vesca, 1441 nucleotides long. Its product is annotated as protein farnesyltransferase/geranylgeranyltransferase type-1 subunit alpha-like. Lineage: Eukaryota; Viridiplantae; Streptophyta; Magnoliopsida; Rosales; Rosaceae. Bases 2 to 1027 code for a protein of 341 amino acids. Gene Ontology annotation, cellular component: protein farnesyltransferase complex; CAAX-protein geranylgeranyltransferase complex; cytoplasm. Gene Ontology annotation, biological process: protein geranylgeranylation; protein farnesylation. Gene Ontology annotation, molecular function: protein farnesyltransferase activity; CAAX-protein geranylgeranyltransferase activity. The record is from RefSeq and is a predicted model, not a curated record. The transcript has 3 exons.